Pocillopora damicornis (cauliflower coral) is the source of this 449-nucleotide messenger RNA. RefSeq names its product transmembrane protease serine 9-like. Lineage: Eukaryota; Metazoa; Cnidaria; Anthozoa; Scleractinia; Pocilloporidae. Gene Ontology annotation, molecular function: serine-type endopeptidase activity. Gene Ontology annotation, biological process: proteolysis. The record is from RefSeq and is a predicted model, not a curated record.
UGUUCAUUAGUUUAAAUUUUGUUCCACUUCCAUUUGAAUUCUGAUCUUGGCAAAGUUGACACACUGAAGUUAGUGGCCUUAUGUUUACAUAUUUACACUUAAAGCUGUGAAAGAUCACAAGAUUUGAGCGCAAACUGGAUUAAGUGAUGUGGAUUGUCACUCUCCUGUACUUAAUUUCAAGCGAUGCCGCAACAUUUGGAGAGGCCAGCAUUUUGUUCCCAGAAGAAACAUUGGGAUCAACCUGUAACAGUUCGCUUGGCAUGCAAACUUUCUGGAUUCAGGAAGCUGCCAUAACCGCCUCGUCAAUCCGCGACAAUGCCCAUGAUCCCGCCCAAGCACGUCUCCAUGGUAACGGAGCGUGGAUGCCGCUUAUUCAAGACGCCAAUCAAUUUUUGCAGAUAGACUUCGAAAACGAAGCUAACGUGUCAGCGCCCCUUGGGGAGAAUUAA